CCUCUAGCUUCCUGGAGAGAUUCUAAUUGGCUGUCAGUGACAUCAUCGCUGCACGCACGGCGUACUGAAGGCCCUUCGCCCCGCCCCCGUCGUCCUCCGCACCAAUCAGCAGCCACAGAGGCGCACGGUUCGGUCAGGAUCCGCCCCACGAGGGGCCGGCCUUCACUGUACAACACGGACCCAGUUUAAUAUUAAUGAAGCCGCGCAUUGGCUCAGAGUGGCGUCAAUCCCGCUGCGCGACUUUUGUAGGCUGGCAGAUUUCCUUCAACAUUAUUUCUGGGGGAGCAGGGUUAAAGUACUAAAAAUGUUGCCGAUCCACAACACGGGGAUGGACUGAAUGGAGGCGACGCUGCCAGCGAGCGGAGACAAUAAAUCCGUGUACAGUGAACCGAGCGGCCUGUUGAGUUCUCCGUAGACGUCCAGCCCUCGGCCUCCCCAUGCCUCCAACUCCCCUCGACGACAGAAUUGUGGUGGCGCUGCCAAGGCCGAUCCGACCUCAGGAACUCCAACUGCGCCUGGACACCAGCUACCUGGACACCAUCGUCACCGGCGGCAGCGGCAACGCAGUCGUCAGCACCACCGUGGUGAAGAUCCGGGCGACGGCCAAUCUUGUGACGUAUAUGCCCUCAUCCAAGGGCUCCACGCGCUCGUUGUCGUGUGGAUGCAGCAGUGCCAGCUGCUGCUCUGUGACUACCUAUGAGAAGGACAGCCAGAGCCUCAACCACAGCCAAGUGAGCGCCAGCAGCCCCGACCUCAGCUAUGCCGCCCCCCCGCCCCCCAUGGUCAGCAACCACGAGGCGCUGAGCGCCCCCAGCGUCGCCCCGGGCACCCCCAAGGCCAUAUGCAGCGUGAGGGUGCUCCACCCCAACGAGCUGGCCCGGCGCAUGACCCGCUGUCCCAUGGGGCACCCCGUGGGGCCGCUGCCGGUUGUGAUCGACUGCCGGCCCUUCACCGAGUACAACAAGAGCCACAUCCGGGGGGCCGUGCACAUCAACUGCUCCGACAAGAUCAGCCGGCGGCGGCUGCAGCAGGGCAAGAUCACCGUCCUGGACCUCAUCUCCUGCCGCGAGGGCAAGGACUCCUUUAAGGGCAUCUUCUCCAAAGAGAUUGUGGUUUACGACGAGAACACCGUGGACCCCGUCCGCCUGACGCCCUCGCAGCCGUUGCACGUCGUCCUGGAGUCGCUGAGGAGGGAGGGCAAGGAUCCAAUCAUCCUCAAAGGAGGCCUUAGCUGCUUCAGACAGAGCCAUGAGAACCUGUGCGAGCACUCGCUGCAGCUCCACGAGGGCCUGGACCCAGGCGCCGCUGCCGGCCUGACGGGGGCGCUACCUCACUCGCUGCCCUCCACCCCCGACAUAGAGAACGCCGAGCUGACCCCCAUCCUGCCCUUCCUCUACCUGGGCAACGAGCACGACGCUCAGGACGCCGGCCUGCUGCAGCGCCUCAACGUGGGCUACGUCCUCAACGUCACCACCCACCUGCCGCUCUACCACUACGACGCGGGCCUCUUCGUCUACAAGCGGCUGCCCGCCACCGACAGCAACAAGCAGAACCUGCGGCAGUACUUUGAGGAGGCGUUCGAAUUCAUCGAGGAAGCACAGCAGGCGGGUUUGGGCCUCCUGAUCCACUGCCAGGCAGGCGUGUCCCGUUCAGCCACCAUCGUGAUCGCCUACCUGAUGAAGCACACCUGGAUGACCAUGACCGACGCCUACAAGUUCGUCAAGACCCGGCGGCCCAUCAUCUCCCCGAACCUGAACUUCAUGGGCCAGCUGCUGGAGUUCGAGGAGGACCUCAACAACGGAAUAACGCCACGGAUCCUCACGCCCAAGCUGAUCGGCGUGGAGACGGUCGUGUGAGCGAGCCCCCGGUUGACUGUUUCUCUGAAGGAGCCCGGCUGCUCUUGGAGGCUGGUUUUUGAGCCUGAGAGAGAGAGAUGCCGUAUUCUCAAACCUCCUCACGCCCAUCUUGGAGUCUCUGGAGCGCCGGAGCUCCGGGUCAGCAGCGAUGAGAAAUGCCAAAAAUCCCAGCGGUGUGGACCUGGCCCCAGUCCCGGUGGAGCGGAGGAAGCGGUGGGAAGAGUUCCACCGACUUGAAGGGAAAGGAAACAGGUCACUGUACUUUACUCUACGUGCUUUGGGGCAAUUACUCCUAACUCUUAACGCUCACACUGUGGCACACAGCUCAUGUUUGCAGACUCGGGGUUGGCCACGGCAGUGCCUGUCAAAAAAAAAAAAAAAAAAAAAAAAAGAAGAA
Betta splendens (Siamese fighting fish) is the source of this 2253-nucleotide messenger RNA. It is a transcript of the gene dusp10, whose product is annotated as dual specificity phosphatase 10. NCBI's taxonomy places the organism in Eukaryota, Metazoa, Chordata, Actinopteri, Anabantiformes, Osphronemidae. Gene Ontology annotation, cellular component: cytosol; cytoplasm. Gene Ontology annotation, molecular function: MAP kinase tyrosine/serine/threonine phosphatase activity; protein tyrosine/threonine phosphatase activity. Bases 438 to 1856 code for a protein of 472 amino acids. Gene Ontology annotation, biological process: negative regulation of JUN kinase activity; protein dephosphorylation. The transcript is spliced from 4 exons. The record is from RefSeq and is a predicted model, not a curated record.